Molecule: messenger RNA, 1170 nt
Organism: Encephalitozoon hellem ATCC 50504
Lineage: Eukaryota; Fungi; Microsporidia; Unikaryonidae
Product: queuine tRNA-ribosyltransferase
Exons: 1
Coding region: 1-1170 (389 amino acids)
Cellular component (GO): cytosol
Molecular function (GO): tRNA-guanosine(34) queuine transglycosylase activity
Source: RefSeq, a predicted model, not a curated record
AUGUUAGGAGACUUUAAAGUGAUAAAAAGAUGUAGUACGACAAAUGCAAGAGUUUCAAAGUUUGAACUAAACGAUGUAUGUCUCGAGCUGCCUAUAUUCAUGCCUGUAGGGACGUAUGGAGCAAUGAAAGGGAUCUGCGUGCCAAGACUUCAGGAGAGCAUGAUCUUGGCAAACACAUACCACCUUAGGGCACUGGGGAAAAGUAUCAAGAAGUUUAUGAAAUAUGACAGAGGGAUGCUAACGGACUCUGGAGGAUUCCAGAUUGGGAGCUUGCCUGAUGUUGUUGUCACGGAAGAAGGUGUGAGGUUUGGAACCACGCUUUUUACACCAGAAGACAGUAUGGACAUACAGACGAAGUUAGGUGCAGACAUUAUCAUGCAGCUUGACGAUGUUGUGAAUCCAUGCGAGGAAAGAGAGAAAAUAGAGGUUGCAAUGAGAAGAUCCAUUAGAUGGAUGGACAGAUGCAUCAAUGCAAUCAAUGGCUGUGGAACGGAUGGAUGCAACAAAAAGAUUAAGAAAGAGACAGAUGUCCCACAAAUAAAGCUUGACGAGAAGAGCACGCAAAUACUAUUUCCCAUAAUACAAGGCGGUCUUGACGAGGAUUUAAGGGCAGAAAGUAUUGCUGAGAUUCUCAAAAGAUCUCCAAAAGGCCUCGCAAUAGGUGGAUUGAGUGGAGGAGAGGAAAAGUCGGAGUUUGCAAGGACCGUUUACUUUUGUAUCCAAAACCUUCCUGAAGACAUCCCAAGGUAUCUUAUGGGUGUAGGAUACCCGGAAGAUAUUGUGGUGUGUGCAGCACUAGGAAGUGACAUGUCAGAUUGUGUCUAUCCAACAAGGACGGCAAGAUUUGGAAAGGCUCUUUCUGACACGGGGGACGUUUGCUUCACUCCAAAGCUUAAAAAUGAUAAAAGAAAAAUAGACGAGGAUUGCAGCUGCUAUGUAUGCUCUAAAUAUUCGCGAGCAUUUAUAUUUUCUAUCAAGGGAACCACGAACUUCUGCAUGCUUCUCUCGAUUCAUAACCUGCAUUACAUGAGAGGUCUUACAAGAAGAAUCAGAGAGUCUAUAAUGGAAGAUAAAUAUCCUGAAUUUAUUAAAACUUUCAUGAGGAGAAGAUUUAGAGAAAUACCCGAAUGGAUAAGAACAGCUCUUGGGAAAGUUGGAGUGGAGAUAUGA